Fonsecaea nubica is the source of this 1116-nucleotide messenger RNA. RefSeq lists its product as hypothetical. Gene Ontology annotation, molecular function: oxidoreductase activity. The record is from RefSeq and is a predicted model, not a curated record. Bases 1 to 1116 code for a protein of 371 amino acids. NCBI's taxonomy places the organism in Eukaryota, Fungi, Ascomycota, Eurotiomycetes, Chaetothyriales, Herpotrichiellaceae. The transcript has a single exon.
AUGCGAGCACAAGUGUUAGAGGCCUUCAACACGCCUUACAAAUUCAAAGAUGUACCUGUCCCUCCCGAUCCCACUGGUCAGGACAUCCUGGUCAAAGUCGGAGCGGCGUCGUACUGCCACACCGACGCCGUCUUCGCGUCUGGUGCCAUGUGGCAAGACCUGCCCCGGAUAGGAUCGCACGAGUUUGCGGGCACAAUCGUCGCCAUGGGCCCGGACGUCUCGCCGAAAUUGAAUCUCGAGGUCGGAAUGCCCGUGGGCGUUCCAGGUCGAGCCUUCCAUCCUUGCGGAUCGUGCUACGAGUGCCUCAACAACAACGGUGAUCCGGAAAGGUACGGUGUGUGGUGCACCAAGGCUGGCAACCUGGGUCUCUCGGCCAACGGCGGGUUUCAAGAAUAUUGCAUCGCGGAUUCUCGCCAGAUAGCCCCCAUGCCGGAAAACAUGACCGCGGUCGAUACCGCUCCGCUCAUGUGCGCCGGUCUGACCAUCUGGAAUGCCCUCGAAAAGGCGGGGGUGAAAAUGGAGGCCGGAGGGGGCAAAGGGCUCACGAUUGCCAUUUCCGGUGCUGGCGGCGGCCUUGGACAUCUGGGCGUACAGUUCGCCGUCAAGCUCGGGUGCAAGGUCGUCGCCAUCGAGGCGUCUGACCCGGCGUUAGCUCUCCUGCGGGAUGUGGUCAAGGAUCUAGGGCCGUCAGGUGCCGACGUCACCAUUCUCGAUGCGCGGAAACAGUCUGCCGAGGACGCUCGCGUGUCUGUCUUUGGAUCUCCCGAACCCGGCCUGGAAGGCGAGAAGGGCGUCGAUGGGGUCCUCAUCCUCCCCGAGUCUCAGAAGGCAUUCGAGUACGGGAUGAAGCUGGUAAAAAACCAUGGCGUCUGCGUGACUGUCAGUUUCCCCAAGGAGGGCUUUCACAUGCAACCGCGGGAUCUCGUCUUCCGCCACAUCUCCAUGGUCGGCGUCUUGGUCGGGCGGAAUCGGCAGCUCAGAGCCAUGCUAAACUUCGCAGCGAAGGAAGGAGUGAGGGCGCGAGUGACCACCUACAAGCUGGAGCAGCUAAACGAACUGGUAGACGACUACCAUAAAGGUGCAAGUGGAAAGCUGGUCGUGGAUAUGUCAAAGUGA